Molecule: messenger RNA, 5241 nt
Organism: Pseudogymnoascus verrucosus
Lineage: Eukaryota; Fungi; Ascomycota; Leotiomycetes; Thelebolales; Thelebolaceae
Exons: 3
Coding region: 2683-4830 (715 amino acids)
Source: RefSeq, a predicted model, not a curated record
CGGAAAUAGAUGUAACAGGAAGCUGAAUUGUGGGGAAAUCUUACCAUCUCGCGGAUCAGUUACUAUACGGAACAGAAACUAUGGAAUGUAGUCAGAACAAUCCUAAGCAAGGCACAGCUUACAGCCACAACAGGAAGCUCUAACUCUCGUGUUGGCGCCCGCCACAAUCAAUGACGGAAUACCCAAUGGGCAAAUGAGCAAUGAGAUAUUGAAUCCGCACGAUACUGUACUAUGGUCCAUCAGUCCGUCAGCUCCUCUUUUUCCCCUCUCUCGCUCUGCCGCGCCUCUUCUCUAGUUCGCAAGUGACAAAGUACGUGGAUCCAUUUACACACAUGAUUUCUUACAUCUCGCAGGAGGCUAGGUAGAGUGCGUACACCGAAUGAGCUCAAUUGUGCCAGGUAAAGAAGAUGCGCGACAUCGAUUCUGAAGUUACAUCGCCACCAAGAUCUGUCAGCCAAAUCAGGCAGCGUCUCCGCAGAGCUCUUCUUCUAUCUCCGCAACCCUGUCUUACUGCGGACCGAGACGAGAUGUCUUGUGGUUAUUCCUCAAACACAAGAUUACCAUACUAUUACUCUGCUACAGGCCUGGAGCUACCUAGAGCUGGCGGAUUCUCGGGAACUGACUCUGGGGUGAGGGUGAACCCAUGCUUUGCCGCUUUGACAGUAGAGUCACAACGGCAUCCGUUCCUCAACGCUCACAAGUACGAUUACGCUCGCACGUACGGAGUAGGGUACGAUUACGAUACAACCCAUACAUAGCUCUUCUCUGCUCCAUACUGCACGGCCGCGGGCAACUUGGCGUCACAUGUAUACGGGUAGGCGCCGGAGAUCACACGUAUCUCCAGAAUCCAAACAAAUAAACAAACACACAAGCAUGCAAUCAAGCCAUCAAGCAAGGGAGAGUCGACGUCGACACCUCCCUUUUGAAGCUAAGCUAUGCACAGAUUGGAUUCCGAGCAUCUUCCACACUAUCGACUGGCCACGACGAUCUGUGGGUUUGCCUCUCAAAAAGAGACACGUCGAGAUCAACGCCAUGUUUCUCCACGACCAAAUCCGGCGUUGUUCCUCUGCAUUACUCUAUCUGUCGGUAUCUUUUGUACAGAGCCUGUCUCGAACCUCCGCACUUCAUGGAUGAGAUUAUGCAUGGGGGGGAGCGGGGUUCUGUGGCAGAGAUCCGGUCAAUGUCGUUGUUGCGAUUGGUCGGGAAAUCCACAAGGCUGGGAACAGUUUCAAGUAUAUUCGGCCCUUCAGACGCGGAACGCGACAGACGCGACCAAGACACGAACCCAACACGUCUCGUCCACACACAUCACCAAGCCAGUCUUUAGAUGGGGAAAGCGAAAAACCAAAACGCUCUAAUCUAUGGGUCCCACGAUGGGUCCAAUGAAUCCUGCAAGACCCAUUCGGCGAUAUAUGAGGGGAAACGCGCAAUAUUCUCCACAAUACUGACCAUCUUUACCCAGAGCAAGACCCUUCCCCCUGUCUACCCCGCUCUUUAUGGUUUUACGCAGGUCUUAAGUUCUUGCGUGUUGGAAUCGCGCGAUGCAUGACGUAUUUACGCGCUUUUCACCAGAUAUCGGUCGCGAUCCAUUGACCAAUCUGACACGUCUUUUCGCUUUUCGCCCCCAGUCCUCACUAUCGACUUUCGAUGUUGAGUGGCGGCCAGAGAGGCGGCCGACCCAGGCAGAUGGGAUUCUGAGCUGGCAUCGAGUGGCGCUUUGGAAUACAGAGCAUAUGCCCAGACUUGUCCAACGCGCUCCUUGGACGGAGCCUUGGACGCGUGCAUAAUGGCGGCGAGAAGAUCGAUAUUCUAUGACGUUACAAUGGAUACGAGCGUGGGCGGCACUGUGACUCCGGAUAGUUGGAUUCGAUGCCUGAGUUCGAUGCAUAGCAUCACAGCCACCAGUGGAGAAGGCAAGCACAUACAGUAGGUGAGUGCAUAAGGAUAUUUUACAGAUUGUACUGUACGAACGUGGGCGCCACUGUCUCUCCAGAUACUUGGGUUCAAUCCAUAGUAUCACGCAUAUCAGCGGGGAAGGCAAGCCCAUAGGUGAGCGAGCCCAAAAAAGGUACGCCUUGUAGGUCUCGAUCUCCAAUUUAUCAUGUUCAGCUACUCUUGAUAGCUCUUCCUCCUAUCUGUCACGUGCGUCCUUCGUUCUUUGUCGUCUUAAUAUCUUCACUUUCCAAAAAUAUUCUUUCAAUAAGCCGGGGACAUUAUUUCUCCUGGACCUGCUCGCUUGCUCUAUAUGGCUGAACAAUCAUUUGUUUUAAAAUUUUGCCAUCACCUUUGGUUCUAAAACCGAAUCCGGGAAUGUCGGUGAUGCUCUUUGCUUGCCGCUUCAGGGCCCCUUUGUUCUUUCGUCGCUUGCAGCCAAGAAUGCGCCGGAAAUUAAUCAAGUCAUGAAAGAACUUCAAAGAAAACUCUAUGCUUCCAACCUUUUAUGUCCCAGUGGCCCCCAGAAUAUGUGCUCUAUGCUUCACGAGAGUGCUACAGAACCUUCGAAGUCGAUCCCAAACCUGGUUUUCAGAACAAACUACUCUACAACACAGUCAGGUCAAAAGCAAAUCAUAUAUAGAUAUACCUGAAGCACAUCAUACUUGUGCUCGUUGAGACACAGUUUUCGAAACCUCGACGAAACAAUAUCAAGGAAUCUACCUCGCUGGUAGUGCGUUUGGAGCGAAAAUGGCAUCUCAGGAGGCAGAGCAACAGCUCAGCACGUAUCGCGGCAGGCCCCAACCACCUGUCAAUGAGCGUCUGCAGCAAAUCUACAAUUUUUUGGCGGACGAAGAUUACUACCGUUGCUUAAACUUCACUCAAAAGCUCCAGGAUAUCAAGGACUACAUCGCUGAUCUGGAGACUGGAAAGCAAGUAUUAGUACAGGCCGACGAGGAUCUCUUGAGUCUAAUAGCCGACCAAAUUAAAAUCCAUGAUCACUGGAUUGAAGAGGCAACUAAAAUCACACCUUUCGAAUUCAAUUCUCCCCUCCUUCGACACCGCAAUCGCUUCGGUCUUCCUGGGUGGGAACCUAAGCCCGGACUGAUCGAUUUUGAGCUUGCAGACCUUCCGACCUACGAGAUGGACACCCCCAUAAUAGAAGCAAAGCUACAUGUAACUUUGCAAGAAGACACCGGCAGAAAACUGCCCAAGCAACCAGAUCCAUUUGAGUACACGAGGAAGGUCGCCAAGUACAGACAGGCUCAGGACGUGAUAGCCCAGACUGUCAGAGAACGCUAUAACAGAGGCGACGCUUUUGCGUUCAACCCUUUGCCGCGGAAUUUCAAGGGGCCUUGGGUACCUCCAUCACCGGAAGCGCUGUUGAAGAAAUGGGAAGAGAUGCGGAUAAGGCUCCUGGAACUCAGCGAGGAUCUAUUACUUACGCAGCGAGUGGCACCACGGCUCUCUAUCAAUCAAGUUGCCCAUAUGAUAACGACGAUUUUCAAGACUACUGGUCCGCCAAACGACGUGUUGAUGGAAGACGAUUUCACCCCGUCUGAUAUGGCGAAACUUCGUGUUCUCACAGAGCCCUCCACUCACCGAACCAAGCCAUCCAAUCUCCGGGGACCAUAUCUCACUUUUGUGGCUAGAGUCAACGGUAUUAUCCGCAGCUCUGACACCUGGCCCAAGGAGGUUGAGGAACCGGUGAGUGUAACUGUUCUGUUUGACAAAGUAAUUGCCAAGGGGCCGCUUGAUUUGGACUACCCUGAGAUGAUGUGGACGCUGGAACUUAUGGACCGAGAUAAGAAUCUCAGGUACGACAAGGCCGCCAAUGUAGUGAGGGCGCCGUAUCCAAACAAUCAUCCGGAGGACAGAGCUACUGCACGCCCUGGGAAAUGGAGCGUCGGCUCCAUCGGCGUCACACUCAGCGAAUGGGCCUACCUCGGCCUGCGCCUCGCAAGAGCGACCAUGAAGAUCUCAGCCCAAGUCGAGAUCGCACACGCGAAUGAAAACUACAUGAAACUAGUGGUGACUGAGUACACAAAGAACCUAGCAGAGCGGGUUCGCGCCUGGGAAAGAGAGGUUGACGGCACAAGAGGCAACUACAGCCUCAUUGAAAUCGCCACACCUCUAGUCAAGGACGCCGAUAAGGAUGAGCUCACUGAAGAACUCGCUCUCCAAAUCCUGCAGGAGAAAAUCGUCGAAGAGAGCAAUCGCAACUGGGAACCACGCGCUACCCCAACGACGAUAUGGGAUUGGACCCGGAAGAGCGACCGCGUCCCUCUGACUGAAGAGUGCUUCUCUAUCAACCGCUGGACCCCCUCGAUCCAACACAUGGGCGACAUGGAUAAGGAGAACAGGUACUUGGAAUGGGCUAGGAACCAACAGCCCGACGACUCUGGAGAUGGACACUCCCACAAGCGGAGGAAGCUCAUCCAAGGCGAGCCGGUCUUUCCGUUGGGCGAAACGUCGAAGCAGCAGGAGGCUAUAAGUAACAGGAUUGAUGGGCAACUUCGCGGUCUUGGGAAUAAGGAGUUUGACGGGAUAUAUGGGCCUGAGGGGUCCUAUACUCGGAAACAGAAGGCUGCUCGACAGCGAGAGGCUGAGGAGAAGGCUAAGGCGGCGGCGGCUGCGGAGGCACUGGCUAAAGAACUGGCUGCGGGAGGGAAGGGUAAGGAACCAGAAUCAAGGGCUCAGGCCAAUGAACCGGCUGCGGGGGGAAAGGGUAAAGAACCAGAGUCAGGGGAACAGACCCAAGAACCGGCUACAGGGGGAAAUGGUGAGGAACCGGAGCCAGUGGCACAGGAUGCAUUACCGGAGACAAACCCGGGCAGACGCGCCAGGGCCAGAGGCGCAGGUGGAGGUGGAGGUGCACAGGCGGGGACAGGGGCGUAGAUUGAUAUGGGGGCACGCAGACGGAGAGAGACGCACAGACGGAGAUUGAGGCACGGAAGGAGAUAGGGGCACAGACAGACGCUGCAGAGCUACAGGUCGACAAAUCUGAGACAGGGGCGCCGGUGGGCGAACCUGAGGCAGUGGCAUUGAUGAACGAAACCUGAGACAUCGUAUCGGACGGAGAUGAUAGGGAGGUGCAUUCUUUUGUUGAGGUUUUUUUACUUUUGUAGGUAACUGCGGAUAUGCAAACCUACUGUAAUGUCCGGGAUCGACUGUUCUAUAUUUUUUGGUUUUCCGAGUCGAGUCAGGAGUUUAUGUAGUUUGCAGGAGUGCAAUAUGCAAUAUCACAGACGAUCAUUUUGGGGUUUAAUUUGCAAGGUGAUCGAUCAUAUGCCAUGGCCUACGUCCACC